AUGAAUGAUGAAUUCGAUUCAACAUCAAUGAUUAAUAAUGAAAAACGAACAUCAGCCGCGAAACUUGUUAAUCAAUUAUAUUUUUUUCUGAUUAGAUAUCUCCUCAAUAUGAAUGAUACAAUAAAAAGUGAUGAUGAAUCACGUAUUAGUAUGAAAUAUGCUACACUAGCAUGUUUAUCGUAUUUAUCAACAAUUCCAUACAUUUGGUUAUCUUUACUGAAAGUAUUACAUCUUUUAUCUGUACGUGAACAUGGUGAUCCAUAUUUACGUGGUGCAUGUGCAAAUUUACUUGCUAAAUUAAUUCAAACAACAGUUCAUCUUUGA
Molecule: messenger RNA, 324 nt
Organism: Rotaria sp. Silwood2
Lineage: Eukaryota; Metazoa; Rotifera; Eurotatoria; Philodinida; Philodinidae
Source: the annotation of a GenBank genome assembly